Molecule: messenger RNA, 5438 nt
Organism: Cricetulus griseus (Chinese hamster)
Lineage: Eukaryota; Metazoa; Chordata; Mammalia; Rodentia; Cricetidae
Source: RefSeq, a predicted model, not a curated record
ACUGCAUGUAUGUCUUCACAGUUUGUGUACAUGGUGCCCGUGAAAGCCAGAAGAAAACAUCAAAUCCUUUUGAACUGGAGUUACAAAUGGUUUUGAGCCACCCUGUGAUUGCUGGGGAUUGAACCCAGGUCCUCUAGAAGAGCAGCCACUGCUCCUAACCCUUACCGUACUUGAGCGACUGCUUCCGGAAUUGUGUGUAAAAGCAACCCUAAUGACUCUUGAAGUGAAGCUGCUACAAACGGGAUGACUAGAGCUUUGAAGCUUGCCCAUAAUUCUAGUCAAUAUAUGUUGGGUAAAGGAGGAAAACGGAAGUUUGAUGAGCAUGAAGAUGGGCUGGAAGGCAAAAUUGUGUCCCCCUCCGAUGGCCCAUCCAGGGUGUCUUACACCUUACAGCGCCAGACUGUCUUCAACAUUUCCCUUAUGAAACUGUAUAACCACAGGCCCCUGACAGAGCCCAGCUUGCAGAAGACUGUCUUAAUUAACAACAUGUUGAGGCGGAUUCAGGAGGAACUCAAGCAGGAAGGCAGCCUGAGGCCUGCAUUCACCCCCACUUCCCAGCCCAGCGACUCACUGAGCGACAGCUACAGGGAGGCCCCACCUGCCUUCACCCACCUGGCCUCGCCUCCUGCUCACCCCUGUGACCUAGGAAGCACUACACCCCUGGAGGCCUGCCUCACCCCUGCCUCACUGCUAGAGGACGAUGAUGACACUUUUUGCACUUUGCAGGCUGCGCCCCCUGCAGCUCCUACCAGACUGCCUUGUGCAGCCCUCCCACCAGAAAAGGACAGCUUCUCCUCAGCCUUGGAUGACAUUGAGGAGCUCUGUCCCACAUCUACCUCCACAGAGGCUGCCGUGGCCUCGUCAGCGGCGCCUGACAGCCUGAAAGGAACCUCCAGUGAGUCCAGCAUCCAGAAGCCCGAGGGGCCCCAGGAAGGCCGCACAGAUGACUCAAGAUUCAUGGACUCCCUGCCUGGGAAUUUUGAAAUAACAACGUCCACAGGUUUCCUGACAGACUUGACCCUGGACGACAUCUUGUUUGCUGACAUUGACACAUCCAUGUACGAUUUUGACCCUUGCGCAUCUACAUCAGGGACAGCCUCAAAAAUGGCCCCUGUGUCAGCUGAUGAGCUCCUCAAGACCCUGGCCCCCUAUAGCGGUCAGCCUGUUGCCCCAAGUCAGCCUUUCAAAAUGGAUCUCACAGAGCUAGACCACAUCAUGGAGGUGCUUGUUGGAUCCUAAGACUCGGGACCCCUUGACUGUGCCUAACCAGGCCCUACAAGCAUCCCCACCCACCCUGACAGUUUCUCCGCACUGUGCAUGUACCCUUGCUUGCCUUUUUCAGAGAAAAAGACAAUUUUACAAAAGGAUUACACUAGUAUUUUCUUCGAGCAGAGUUGGAGUGCCUUCAUUCAAGUAUGACCACUUUUAAUACACUCUCUGAGUGGGCUUCACAGAGACCCACUGCCCUGGCUUAGACGAGAAGACAUUGGAAGACUGUGUUGAUAAUGUUGAAAAGUGAACAUGAACAAUUCAAGCGAAGCACAAGGAUUAAGUUGGAAAAGCUGUAAAUUGCAUGUGCAUAUUUGUCUAUUUUUUCUAUAAGUUUUAUUGCAAGAGGUAAAAAAAAAGAAUAUAUAUCUAUAUUAUUUGGAUAAUCUCAGUACCUUUCCUGGCGUUUUUGCCCUGUAUAAGUUGACUCGGCAAUUCCGCCUUUUUAGAGGCAUUAACUCCUCGUAAGUGUUGCAUUUACAUGGCUGUUUAGAAAACCGCUGCCCAAAUUUAUUUUAUAUUUUUGUACAGAUUCUGCAGUUUAUGAUAUUGUUUUUCUAAAAACAAAUGCUGUUUAUACAUAUAAGAUAGCUAUUUUGAUAGGAUUUGCUCACAUAGUUCCUGCAAAUGUAAGCUGUACAAGUUGCACUUGUACUUUUAUAGAGUCGUAAUGUUUUAUAUGUGUAUGGUGCAAGAGAAAAUUGGAUCAAAUCAAUCUGCAGUUGAUGUCCCCAAAUGCAAAUACACACAGUGCUUCAAUAAAGGGCCAGGUGAUCUGACACCCAAAUUUCACAAGCACCAGCCCCUGGCACGAUCACUUGCCAGUACUGUGACUUCCAAAGCCAGAGAGCCCUAUCUGCUCAUCAAACUUGCAUUAAGCAGUGGUCGGGGAGAUGGCAGCAGAUCCUGGGGUUGACGUGACGGUCUCUGUAGCUCCUGCUUUUGAGCAGAGGCUGUAUCAUUUUGUUUAAGAGGGCACUCAUGGUUGGAUGUGGUAGCUCACCCCUUUAAUUCCAGCACUUGGGAGGCAGGGCAGGUGGAUUGCUGUGAGUUCCAGUCCACCCAGAGCUAUAUACUUCGAACCCUGUCUCAAGGGUGGGGGGAGUCAGAAAAAGACUGUAUUUAUGCCAAGUUUGCUCUUUUAAUUGUUUUUAUUUUAAUUUUGUAAAGUGUAAACCCCCCCCCUUGGGCAUAGCUUUUAUGAUGAGACCAUAAUUUUACAUAACAAUUUUACAACAAGCAACUGACCUCUUCAUGGAGCUAAGCCCUACCUCAGUGCUUAGGGCUCAUAAAGAAGAUACCCUCCCCAGAAGGCAUCCAUCAUGUUGCUGAGCUGCCUUUCCCAGUGUCCUUCCCUGGAGCUUUUGUUCCCUCUGUUGCUAAGAGCUGCAAAUGGCAUCUUCAUGAUCACCACAGUGAGCUCGGCUCACCUCAGCCAGCCGGGAUGCACUCUCAACAUCUGUGACUAGAGCCGCAGUCCAUCACCUUUAUGUCAUGGUGUCCAAUCUGGUUGCUUUCUUUAAUUAACUGCUAAUUUAACCACACUUCACAAAGCUAUUAUCCCCAAAUACAUAACAGAAAUUUCUAUGUGUGUCCCCUGUCUCCUGGCCCCUUAAGCAGCUUUUUAUUUCCAGUUCUAUCCCCUGAGUUGUAAUAGUUUGUUUCAGUGUAUCAUGCCCAUUGCUGAGGUCUGCUGCCUUCCUUUAUGGUAGUGGUACUUCAGCUUACAACCGAUAUUGUUAUACAGGUGGCUUCUUUAGGAAUAACUUUUAUAUUUAUUUAAAAAUUUUUAAAUUAUGGGAUUUUGUUUUGUUGUUGUUGUUGGUCAUUUGUCAAUAUUCAGUCACCAGUUCUACUCACUUCUUGCCAUGGAUAAAAUUGGGUCUUUCUGGCCAAUUAAAAAGAUAAGUUUAUAAAUGGCACUUUAAACAAGCCAUAGAUAGUUUUAUUUUUAUAAUGCACAUGGCAAGCAAAUGUGUUUGUGAUGAAGGAACUGCUCAUCCAAGCAAAAGAUUUGUGUAAGGUGUGAUUAAUAUCUUUUCUACAUUCUAAUUUACCUUUUCCCACAGCCAUGUGUUUGAAAGGUUGCUUCCCAGCUCCGUGGAUCAGUGAGAGGCAGAGAGAGCAGUACUUGCUCUCCUGCAGGCACCCUCCACAGGCACCUCUCACCACUACACAAAUAUGUUUCCUUUGAUGUAGGACCAGGGACCAUAUGAGAAGGUGAGGGUUGUUGUCGACGCUCCCAAGUGUCAUUGUGCCUGUCCAUUUUAAGAACUUUUCUUUCUUUCUUAAAGAAAGCAGCUCUACCCAUCUCUGUGUUUUAGACCUGGAGGACCCUGUAACAUGCCACAGACAUCUGCAUACAUGUGCAUAUACAGUAGUGUUGACUAUUCCCAACAAAAAUGGCACAGCGCAGUUGAUUGCUGCUGUCGAAAAUUGAUCUACGGUAACUUACAACAACUGUACUUUUGUUGGAUUAGCAAACCGUGUGUUUAAACAAUCCCGUAUGUUGGGCAACAGUUCAAAAAAGCUCAGAGAAGCAUUGCCCAAACUUAGUUCUCUGACUCCGUGCAUUCAUAAGGCCGGGCUUCAAAAUCAUAACACCCACCCCAACUCAGCAGGCACGUGCCUAUUCUGCAGACAUGCAUGGGAAACUAUUGGCCCGUCUUAGAAAGAGCAAGCCCAUCAAGAGUUAAGACUGACUUUGUGUCCUAUUUAUAUUAAGUGAUGUCCCAACAGGGAAGAGGUGGAGCCAGCGUGAGAUCUCCAAGUCCCAAUUUGAGUGUGGGACGUGCUUCGAGAUGCUUCCUGGCAGUCAUGGCUCACCUUCACAAAGACAGUCUUGUGGCAUCCAGAGGCAGGCAGACAGCCUGGGGUGCUUGGGCCUGAGAGGCAGUUAUUGACAGUGAUGUGCAGACUCCUGAGAGAUUUAAGAGGUGGUUUUCCCCAUAAGUUAUUUAUUCCUUUUUUUUUCCUGUGUAAAUAUAUUUAUUUUGCUGUGUCGCUCUAACAACAUCUGGGUGGUAUGGUGCAGAAUGUAUGGUAGGAAUGUAUUUCUUGUAGGAAUGUAAAUGUGUAUUAAAAGGGGGAGCCGAGCCAGCCCCCACUCUGUCUUUUCAUCAGACACACAGUCCACAUUCAUUUUCACUCUCAUCUCCAAUAUGGGUCUAUUUAAAAUAUGCAAAGGGUGUGGAUGAGGAAUGUUUUAAUACCUCCAAAUUUUUAAGAAAAUCAAGCAUAAAAGGGUUGAUAAUUUUUUAAAGUUUUCUUAGUAGCACUUUCACUUAUGACAGAAGGGGCAACACAGGGCACCCACCUUCACACCAAAGGGUGAGAAAUGGCCACAACCUCCCACACUGCUCCAGUGUCUUUAGCAGUUGAGCUGUUUAUUGCCAUAGCCCCUUGAAGUGCCCCAACCAUCCUGAGGUCAAUCAAGGAAAAUUUCUUAAAAAAGUAAGCUCCAAAGAGCCCAAGUAUCAACUUAUGGAUCAUUUUUAAAGCUUAAAUUUAUUAACCACCUUUGCGGUAAACAAUGAAUUAUGAAUACUGCAAGGGCAGCCUUCUUAAGUGACAGACAUAAAAAAAGAGACUGCCUGCGCAGCGAUUGUUGUUCUACUUUGUGUGAAUCGUCUUAAUUUUGAAACCUUGCUCUUACAAAUUGGACCUUUAUACAUUUCUGAAAAUAGAAAGAAAAGAGCAUGUUUGACUUGUCCUAGCUAUAAAUGGUUAAUUCUUGUGCUGCCCCGCACCUGGAUGCCAGCGGGGUGUGCAUCUGCCUGUGUGCGAUUGUUUCCAGUGCUUCCAAGAAUGAAUCUACAUGGUUCUUGAAAAUUAGUCAGGAUCAAAUGCUCUUGCAGACAAAGCCAAUACAAUUUUUGGACUUUUGGGGGGGAAUUUGGAAGGGAAACGUAGUCCAUAUGUACAACUAAAGUGUUGCAAAGUGUACAUAGGGGCAUGUUAGGUGCGUGGAUUUUGAGGGGGGCUUUUGUCGAAAGUAGGGGUGACCUUUCCCCACAGACCUGAGAGCUGUGCCUUUUCUAUGCAAUAUUACAGAUGUCACAUCAGAACCCAGAGGGCUGUGUUCUAAACAAUUGGACAGAUUAAAUGUACAUGGAAAUGAGCGGUCUUUUGUAGUUUUAUAUUAUACAAUAAACAGUUAAAGGAUGAGA